AAAAUAUCUGCCUCCGCCCUCCGCUCCCCCUCGGUCUGCGAUUGAUUUGGUUCUGGUCUCGUGGUUCCCCUCCCGUCUCCUGUCUCAUCUUGUUCUCUCCUCCCCCAAUCCUGUCUCCCACCAGAUUCGAGCAAACCCUAGGAUUCCCUCCCGCCCUCUCCAGAUGGGUGAGCCGCCGAGCCGAGAGGGAUCCUAUUCCUCCUUCCCCAACUCCGACGACGACGAGCCGGAGACCACCGGAUCGGAACGAGGAGGGGGAGGAGGAGGAGAGGAUGCUCAUCGCCCGCUGCCUCUGCGCCAGCAGCUCGUGGGGGCCUGCCGCGCCGACGACCGUCUCAGGCCUCUCCUCACCCUCAACGUCUCAUGCUCCGCCGCCGAGAACCGCUUCAUAUCUCACCUCUCUCAGCACUUCGAGGUCUCGGAGGUGGGCAUGCUGGCAAGGUGUCUCUGCGUUCCCCUCGUCUCGCUGCGCGUCGGCAAGGUUGACCGCCACGGUCCCCUCCUCUGCCCAACAACCAUCAGGUUAUUUGGGCAUGUGUCAUAAUCUCUGAUAUAUGAGGAAAGAGAAGAGGGAAGCUUAACCUUGGCCUUCUGCCUUCAUCGAGCAUGCGCCUUACCUUCUCCGGUGACGAUGGUUGUUCAGAGGAAUUGGCUCUGUUGAACGAAGGCCUAGAAGUUUCAGAACUUGUGAUUGAAGAAAUAUCAGCUGAUAAUUCUGGACGUUCUUUCCUUAUCAGGAUUUCAGAAUCUAAAAGAUUGUACUACUGGUGCGCUGAAAAGUCGAAGGAAUGUGGAAUGGAGCUUCUUGCAAAGAUGAAAAAUCUACUUCAGGGCAGGCCAACCCUCUCUGAUCUCACAGGCAUCUCCAAUUCCCGACUUGAUGCUUUUGUUACUAAUUUACAUGCUUAUCUUCUUGCACCAAGUAUUGGAGAUGCUAAAUUGUUGGGAUCAUCUACUGACUUCCUCAGUAAUUCAAGUUCACAAGGGCAACAUUUACAGCCCCCAUCAGUCGUUUCCAGGUCUUCAAGGUCUUGCACCUCUGCCGCUAAUGCAACAAAAGCAAGCUUGAUCUAUCAAGCCAGUCUGAGUCCCAGAUCCAGCACUUUUAAAGAUGGGGUUCCAAGGACCUCUUGUGCAAAGGUUGUUGGAAGAGAGAAGCUGAAGCGGCGUGGGGACUGGUUGGGCCCAUCAACUGCUCUAAUCGAUGCAAAUCCUUUGAUAGCAAAGAGUGUUAACCCUGAUUCAACCAGUGAGGUGUCUGAUAGGGACUGUUCAAAAAACAGUGUCACUCCCGCUUCUUCAUUAGACUUGCCUCUUUCAUUUCCCUUGCUGCCACCUCUUUAUCCACUCCCAGAGGGUUCUUCAGAGAAUCCAUUUAAGCCUUACUAUUGCUGGUGUCCGCCAUGCCCAUCGUCACUGCAGUACAGUGUAACCCCUCUGCAUAUGCCAGUUACAUCUGUAGAACCAUUUCCCCAGUCACCUUUGGGCUCACUGGUAUCAAAUGAAGUAUCAUCUGUCUCGUCAUUUUCUGCAAAGUUGGAUACAACUAAUUCACCUCCAUCUAUACUGCACGAUCCUUCACUUCACCUCCAGCUUCCUACUUCAAUUGUUCCCCUGCAUGGUUCUAUGGUUUCAACAUAUCCGUUACUUCAUCUGCCGUUUCCCACUUCACCUCUUGUUCCUGUACAUGGUUCGCAGGUUCCAACAUUUCCGUUGCUUCACCUGCCACUUCCUACUUCACCAUUUGUUUCAUUGCAUAGCUCACAGGUUCCAACAUUUACACCAUUGAUGUCUGAUCCUAUUGUGCAUGUCCCAGUCAUUGAUAUGUGUUCCUCCGGUCAGGCUUAUUUGGUGAGUUGUGGUCCUUCUAUAACUUCACCUGUUCCCCUGCUCCCUAGCUUGAAGCCUCUGAUUCCAGAAACCGAAUCGUUGGUUGAGAGGAGUGCUAGGGAAACACUAAUGAGACUUUUAGCUUCGACACCACCAUCAAGCAACCCCCAGCUGGUCAACAUUCUCCCUGCAGUCCUUACUGAUGUGCCUGAAAAUAUUUCUCGAUCUCCUAAUGUGAACAUGCAUGUUGGUGUCCAUCGCAACGACCUACUUCUUAGCUCAUCUUGGGGUGCUAAUGUGAUUGGAAGUGGGAUGGCAGCCAUGGAGCUGCACUCAGAGGAUGAGGUUUCCAGUGGGCAUGAUGCUCAUGCAAUGGUUGCGUUUACGGAAUUUGAUGAUAUCAACGGAGACCGUGAUCAGCCCCAUUUUCGGAGGAUGUAGUUUGCACAUGGGGUUUUCUUGAGCUCUUUGUUGGUAUGAAAUGUCUGAAUAUUUUGAACGGCACUUGUAUCUACAUGGUAAUGGGCUAUGUGGUUUCGGCAAUACGAUGAUAUAUGCAGCCUGGUUCACAUGGCUUCCCUGCCCAGCUAAACGGCUGAUGUGGUUGUUAAAUGUAAUUAGUUGUUUGUACUGUAUUUUAAUUUGGCAAACAAAGGGUAUUUGCUCGUGUGCAA
Triticum aestivum (bread wheat) is the source of this 2504-nucleotide messenger RNA. Its product is annotated as proline-rich protein 36. The record is from RefSeq and is a predicted model, not a curated record. Bases 607 to 2271 code for a protein of 554 amino acids. Lineage: Eukaryota; Viridiplantae; Streptophyta; Magnoliopsida; Poales; Poaceae. The transcript has 6 exons.